Molecule: messenger RNA, 483 nt
Organism: Dreissena polymorpha
Lineage: Eukaryota; Metazoa; Mollusca; Bivalvia; Myida; Dreissenidae
Product: zinc finger protein 64-like
Exons: 2
Coding region: 1-483 (160 amino acids)
Biological process (GO): regulation of transcription by RNA polymerase II
Cellular component (GO): nucleus
Molecular function (GO): DNA-binding transcription factor activity, RNA polymerase II-specific; RNA polymerase II transcription regulatory region sequence-specific DNA binding
Source: RefSeq, a predicted model, not a curated record
AUGGGCUCAGACACGCAUGUUCGGUACAUUCAUAAGAACAUUCGCAGCCAUCAGUGCCAUAUUUGUCCAUAUUCUGCCAAAAGUGCCAGCAUGCUUAGGUUGCAUAUUCGGGCUCAUGAAGUGCACGUUCACCUGCGUGCAGCGAUAUGCACGUUCACCUGCGUGCAGCGAUACCAGCUGAAGUCUCACAUGCGGACACACACCAAAGAGAAACCCUACAAAUGUACCAUGUGUAGCUACGCUGCAGCCUGGAACGUGCAGCUCAAGGAACACAUCAAAGCCCACAGUAUGUCCACCGCGGUGGCAUGUAGGGAGUGUGGGGUCGUCUUGAAAAACACGCACACUCUCUCCAUCCACGAGAAGAAGGAACAUGCUAGUGUCUGGCAGUACAACCACCCACCCAACACCCACCCACUGGCCUUGACUGCUUCCAGCGCCACGGCUCCUCACACACAACAGCAUCCUGCUGUCAUGGGUCAAUGA